AUUUCUAUAGCCUCACUUUGACUAAGCAUACUAUAGUUCCACCUAACCCUUAUUUAUCCUUAUUUUCUAGUUGUAAUUGGUUGUACUCAGUUGUAAUUCACUAGUAACGCUGUAAUCAGCUGUAAUCAAUUGCGUAAUAUACGAUGUGGUUAUAUAGCACUCGGUGCUUUUGGCCAUCGCAUUUAAAUUGUCAUCAGUGUUGAAUAGUGUUAUUGAUUGCUAGAGAUUUGUUCAGGACGCUAUAAAAAAAAUGGCACCUACCAUUCAAACCAACAGUAAUCAAGCUGAUCGGGAUAAACGCGUGGUCAGGCCAGCAGAGAAGCGGUCUGAGCUCAUAUGCAGAGUAAAAUAUUGCAAUACGCUGCCGGAUAUACCAUUUGACCCAAAAUUUAUAGCUUAUCCCUUUGAACCAACCAGGUUUAUUCAAUAUAAUCCAACCUCAUUAGAGCGUAAUUACAAAUAUGAAGUAUUGACAGAACAUGAUUUAGGUGUAGAAAUUGAUUUAAUAAAUAAGGACACAUAUGCGGGGGAUCCAAAUGCUCAAUUAGAUCCAGCUGACGAAAAGCUGUUGGAAGAAGAUGUGCUGACACCUCAAGAUUCUAAACGAUCUCGACAUCAUGCCAGGAGUGUUUCGUGGUUGAGACGCACAGAAUAUAUUUCCACGGAAAGCACGAGAUUCCAGCCACAAACAGCAGACAAGGUUGAAGCCAAAGUUGGUUAUAGUAUCAAAAAGAAUUUCAAGGAGGAAACACUGUACAUGGAUCGUGAGAGUCAAAUAAAAGCUAUAGAAAAGACAUUUGAAGACAAUAAAAAGCCAAUUGAAAGACACUACAGUAAACCGAACGUAGUACCUAUAGAAAUAUUGCCAGUAUACCCAGACUUUAAGUUGUGGAAAUAUCCAUGUGCGCAAGUUAUAUUUGAUUCUGAUCCUGCACCAACUGGUCGAUCUGUACCAGCACAGAUAGAAGAAAUGUCACAAGCCAUGAUAAGAGGCGUGAUGGACGAGAGUGGUGAGCAAUUUGUAGCUUACUUUUUGCCGUUGGAAGAAACUUUGGAGAAACGUCGACGGGACUUUACUGCUGGUAUCGAUUACGCCGAUGAAGAAGAAUACGAGUACAAAAUGGCUAGAGAAUAUAAUUGGAACGUCAAGAGCAAAGCUUCCAAAGGAUACGAGGAGAAUUAUUUCCUCGUGAUAAGACAAGACGGGGUUUACUACAAUGAAUUGGAGACACGUGUGAGACUAAGUAAACGGCGCCAGAAGGUCGGACAGCAGCCAAAUAACACGCGCUUGAUAGUGCGUCACCGACCGCUAAACGCCAAUGAAUUCAGAAUGCAAAGAUAUCGAGAAAAACAAUUGGAGCCGCCGGGAGAGGAGGAUGAGGAUGAGGAGGAGGAAGAGGAGGAAGAGGAGGAGGAGGAAGAGGAGGAGCAGGAGACUCAACAAGAGAAAGCAGAUAUGGUAGCUAAAGGUUCCGAAGCAGAGAACGAGGAAGGAUCGACGCGCGCGUCGUCAAGAGCAUCCUCGCAGGCGUCUAGUAGAAAAUCGCGAUCUCGUUCCAAGUCUGGCUCAAGAUCGAAAUCGAAGUCGAGAUCAAGAUCUAGAUCUAGAUCAAAGUCGAGAUCGAGGUCAAGAUCGCGUUCGCGUUCGCGUUCACGUUCACUGUCGCGGUCACAUUCAAAAUCUAGAUCGCCGUCUCGAUCGCGUUCGCCAUCUAAAUCACGCAGUAAAUCACGAUCACAAUCACGAUCACGAUCACGAUCACGAUCACGAUCACGAUCACGAUCACGAUCUCAAUCUCGAUCUGGCAGUCCUCAAUCGAGAAACACAUCAAAGUCGAGAUCUAGAUCCAAGUCGAGAUCGCGCUCAAGAUCGCCUGCGAAAUCACCAUCGGGAUCUUUGUCAACCUCAUUGUCCGUGUCGCCGUCAAGAUCGAGAUCCGGUACUGGUAGCGGUUCCGGUAGCGCGACCGGCGAAAGCGGCUCCGAGAGCGAAUGAAUCUAGAUGCGCGAUCAAUAAUACUAAUGUAAUUAAUUCAUUUCCACUUGAAUCAUUAUUUCAACGAAUGUUCGUUUGUACCGUCGAUAUUUUUAAAUAUACCAGUCCUGCCGAAUAUCAGAAUAAUUGCAUACUGAAAAAAUAAUGAAAAGGAAUUCUUUAAUAAUUAUUAUGAUAAGCAAUCGUUACAGGAUCGUUCAGUGGUACGAUCAAAGAAAUAAAUUUAUAUUAGCCAUAUAUACAUAUAUAUUUUAUGCACUGAGGUAGUUGCUACGAUAAUCUGCAGAUAUAAGAAAAAAAUCCAUCAUUGUGUUUCGAAAGAUGUAGUACUUUUAUGAUAUUUAAUUUUGCAUGAUAUAUGUACUUUGGUCGGGAAAUGAAAUAAGAAAAAAUAAGACUUAAAUUGUUUGAAGAUUUUCCGGUGCAAUAUUGGCGACAAAUCUGUUUUAUAAUUUUUAUUUUCAUUUUUUUCCAUCGAUAUGCGUUUAUUUUGAUUCGAUUGUAAACCAACUAUGUGAAGCGAUUAAAAAAAAAGACAGAUUUGAUAGA
Messenger RNA from Acromyrmex echinatior (Panamanian leafcutter ant), 2545 nucleotides. RefSeq names its product RNA polymerase II-associated factor 1-like protein antimeros (gene atms). The record is from RefSeq and is a predicted model, not a curated record. Gene Ontology annotation, biological process: transcription elongation by RNA polymerase II. Gene Ontology annotation, molecular function: chromatin binding; RNA polymerase II complex binding. Gene Ontology annotation, cellular component: Cdc73/Paf1 complex. Lineage: Eukaryota; Metazoa; Arthropoda; Insecta; Hymenoptera; Formicidae.